Messenger RNA from Lasiodiplodia theobromae, 1704 nucleotides. RefSeq names its product Hlh transcription factor. Gene Ontology annotation, biological process: regulation of transcription by RNA polymerase II. Gene Ontology annotation, molecular function: RNA polymerase II cis-regulatory region sequence-specific DNA binding; DNA-binding transcription factor activity, RNA polymerase II-specific; protein dimerization activity. The record is from RefSeq and is a predicted model, not a curated record. Bases 1 to 1704 code for a protein of 567 amino acids. The transcript has 2 exons. NCBI's taxonomy places the organism in Eukaryota, Fungi, Ascomycota, Dothideomycetes, Botryosphaeriales, Botryosphaeriaceae.
AUGAUCAUAGCCGACACCAAGAUUACCCACUUCCCACCUUUCAGCGGCUACAACAAGCAACCCACUGGCAAAUCAGACCUGCGACUCGACUCUCCGGUCCACGGCAUCGACCCCGCCAUGGCGCACCCCGGUUCGCCGGCUCCUUACAUCAAGGAGGAUCCCGAUCAGUUCAACCCUAACUUCCACGGUGACUUUGACAUGUCGCAACAUUUCAGCAACAGCCAACAGCAGUACGGCGUCAACCCCAACGACCUGACCAUGGGUAACAACUUCAUCAUGAACAACCAAUACGGCUCAAACAACAUGUCCUCCAGCUUCCUCGGCAACUCGAAUAUCGCCGAUGACGAGCUUCGUGACCUCGUCGACGAGCCCGGCCACAACAAUCACAAUGCGGGUUACCAGAACUAUGGCGAUGGCCACAACGAACAGCAGCAUCAGCAGGGCUACUACCAAAGUCAAAUGAACAAUGGUUCCAUGCCCGUGAACGCACAGCCCAACAUGAAUAUGUACUCCAACACGCCCGAUGGCGCGCCCAUUCAGUCCCCGUUCAUGAACAACAACAACUUCAACUACGAGCACUUCCAGAACAUGCAGCAAGGUCACCGGGUCGGAAGCAUGCCCAACGGCUCCUUCGCCAUGAACGCCAGGCAGCACUCUAGGAUGGGCCUCGAAAGGCAACUGUCCGAUUCACGCAGCCCCAUGACGCCGAAGACGCCCGCCAUGGCUGGCCUUCACCUGAGCACUCCGGAUUCGGGCAGCUUCCCGGCUGCGCAGCCUAUCCACGCCAGCCGCCCAAGCCACGGCCACCAGAAGAGCAUGUCGGGCCAGUGGGACAACACCCCCAACAGCGGCGGUUCUUGGAUCGAUUCACCGAUUGUGUCACCUCAGCAGGCCGGCAUGCACCAUGCUCAGAUCGCUGACGUCCUCGCCUCGGGAAAGCACGCUUCGCUGCCCACCAAGGUCGAGAACAAUGGCAAUCCAGGUUUCCAGUCCCAGGAGGCUAAGCGCCGGAGGCGCCGUGAGAGCCACAACAUGGUCGAGCGUCGCCGGAGAGACAACAUCAACGAGCGUAUCCAGGAUCUCUCCAAGCUGGUGCCCCAGCAUCGCCUUGAGGACGAGAAGGUCAGGAAGCACAUCCACAACAACGGCCCUCUGUCGCCCUCGAUGACUGCCACUGGCAUCUCGCCGCCGCAAGCAACGUCACUCCUUGCCGGUCCUAACGGCAGACGUGCUGCUGGCAACAUCACCACCGGUCUUCCCCUCGACGAGAAAGACAAGGGUCCCAACAAGGGCGACAUUCUCAACGGUUCCGUCAGCUGGACUCGUGACCUCAUGUGGAUGCUUUAUCUGAAGCUGAGGCAGGAGGAGCAGCUAUUUGAGCAGAUCCGCAGCCUGGGCGGCGAGAUCACCUACGAGUACACGGAGGAUGAGCUCCGCAUGAAGUCGGAGCUUAUCGAGGCGGUCGAGAAGAACAACUGGGAGUCUUUCCGUUACUCGCGCGGCCCUGGUAGCGGUCUUCGCGUCCCCAAGCACACCAACAUUGCCGGCGAGCCUCUCCAGAACCCCAUCUCGCCACAGAGCCUGAGCCCAGCCAUCCAGUCUGGUGGUAGCGGUGCCAACUCCGGUGGCGCCGGCCAACCGAGCUUCUGGGCCAACCAACAGCCAACGUUCAAGGAAGAAGAGGAGUUUGGCAUGGAGCUCUGA